AUGGUUCGUAUCAUGAAAGAGAUGCUCAGCAAAGUACUAGGCAGAGCCUCUUUAACACUAUUUGAGCUUCAAACAGUUCUUUGCGAUUGCGAAGCAAUCAUAAACAGUAGACCACUGACGUACGUAGGUAACGACGAGAAUGAAGACAGACCGCUCACCCCGUCAAUGUUCAUUCAGCCAAUAAAUGAACAUAGCGUUCCUGACAUCGAUGUCGUUGACAAUAAGUCACUAAAUGUGAGAGCUCGAUAUUGCCAAAGAAUUCGUGAAGAUCUGAGGCGACAUUUUCGCAACGAGUAUGUCGCCUACUUAAUUCACAAGGGGAAACAACAUCGUGCUACAGAAGUACAAGUAGGAGACAUUGUUCUAGUAGAGCAGGAAAAUCAAAAGCGUAUCUUGUGGCCUCUUGCUCGCGUAACUGAGAUUUAUACAGGUGCAGAUGGCCACAGCAGGGUGACAAAGGUUCGUACCGCCUCCGGAGAGAAGGUACGGCCAUUACAACGUCUUUUCCCAUUAGACAUCCACUAUCAUAUACCUGAAUCCCUGCCUGUUCCUCUUGUAACAACGCUGACGCCUGACCCCAAUGUACCUGAGACUUCAACACCGAGCCGACUACCGAAAAAGAGUAUGACUCUCUCUGGCCGUGCAUCACGGCCACCUGACGGGUUCACUUUUAAAUAG
Molecule: messenger RNA, 678 nt
Organism: Hyposmocoma kahamanoa
Lineage: Eukaryota; Metazoa; Arthropoda; Insecta; Lepidoptera; Cosmopterigidae
Exons: 1
Coding region: 1-678 (225 amino acids)
Source: RefSeq, a predicted model, not a curated record